Erythranthe guttata (spotted monkey flower) is the source of this 2597-nucleotide messenger RNA. It is a transcript of the gene HCF152, whose product is annotated as Tetratricopeptide repeat (TPR)-like superfamily protein. The record is from RefSeq and is a predicted model, not a curated record. Gene Ontology annotation, molecular function: protein binding. NCBI's taxonomy places the organism in Eukaryota, Viridiplantae, Streptophyta, Magnoliopsida, Lamiales, Phrymaceae.
AUACGCAGACGUACUCCUUUCCUUCUCCACCCAAAAUAUCUCAUAAAAAAAUCUCACAUCUUAUCACCUUCAAUUCAAAACUCUGCACCAUUUAAAAAAAAUUAAAAAAAAAAGAAACCCACUUUUUUCCACCCUUUGUUCCCCGGAAGAAUCAAAUGGACCAGACAUGAACGCUACCCGCACUCUCAGCCUCCACUGGGUUGCGCCGCCGCCGCCGCCUUCCUCCACCGCACUCUUCUCUGCCGCCGCCGUAUCCCCCGCCACCACCGUCAAACCCUCCUCCCUCCGCGUACACACCACCAAAAACCCCUCCAACAACUCUCUCUCUUCCACAACCCCAAGCGACAAGUUUUCCAAGUCCCAAGAUCAGGUGCUCCUCACACUCCUCCAGCAGAGGAAAACCGAGGAGGCAUGGCUUUUGUACGCCCAGUGCGGGGCCCACCUCCCUAACCCCACCUGCCUCAGCCGCCUAGUUUCGCAGCUCUCCUACCUCAACACCACGGAAGGGCUGACGAGAGCGCAGUCUAUCAUCCAGCGCCUCCGCCACGAGAGCCAGCUCCACCGCCUCGAUGCCAAUUCCCUCGGCCUCCUCGCGGUGGCUGCCGCCAAAGGCGGCCACACUCUCUACGCCGCUUCCAUAGUCAAAUCCAUGCUUAAAUCUGGCUACCUCCCCCAUGUGAAAGCGUGGAGUGCCGUGGUGAGUCGGCUCGCCGCUUCUGGCGACGAUGGCCCGACCGAGGCGAUUAAGAUGUUCAAUUCCGUGAUGAAAAGGGUGCGUCGGUUUACGGAUUCCGAGGUUGUUAAGGAUUCGAGGCCGGAUACGGGUGCUUACAAUGCCGUGCUCAAUGCCUGCGCCAACCUUGGCGACGCCAAGAAGUUCCUCCAACUGUUCGACGAAAUGUCCGAGUUCAAAUGCGAGCCGGAUGUCUUGACUUAUAAUGUGAUGAUUAAAUUAUGUGCCAGAGUCGACAGGAAGGACUUGCUUGUGUUCGUUUUCGAGAGAAUAAUCGAGAAGGGAAUACCGUUGUGCAUGACUACACUACAUUCCUUAGUUGCAGCUUAUGUCGGUUUUGACGAUUUAGAAACCGCCGAGAAAUUGGUUCAGGCAAUGAGAGAAGGAAGGAAAGACAUUUGCAAGAUCUUAAGACAUCCCACCUCUGAAGAUAGUUACUCCGAUGAUGAUUCCGAUGAUGAUUUCGAUGAUAUUAAAGUGGCAAACGAAAGUGACACAUUCGAGAAAUUACUACCCAAUUCAAUCGAUGUUAAUUCCGAGCCACCGGAGUUGACUAGAGUAUUUUCACCGGACUCGAGAAUUUACACAACCCUAAUGAAAGGUUACAUGAAAGCCGGACGUGUGGCCGACACAGUGAGGGUGCUCGAAGCAAUGAGGCAUCAAAAAGACGAUACUAGCCUUCCGGACCACGUGACCUACACUACGGUUAUAUCCGCAUUCGUUAAAGCAGGAUCGAUGGAUAGGGCCCGCCAAGUCCUGACAGAGAUGGCUAAAAUGCGCGUACCUGCAAAUCUCAUCACGUACAAUAUUCUUCUGAAAGGUUAUUGCCAUCAACUGCAGAUCGAUAAGGCGGAGGAUUUGAUAAGGGAGAUGGUCGACGAGGCAAGAAUCGAACCCGAUGUGGUUUCUUACAAUACGUUGAUCGAUGGAUGUAUACAAGUGGAUGACAGCUCGGGGGCACUUACGUACUUUAACGAGAUGCGAAAGAGAGGUAUUGCACCUACAAAAGUGAGUUACACCACUUUGAUGAAAGCGUUCGCUUCAACUGGUCAGCCGAAGCUGGCUAACAAGGUGUUCGAUGAAAUGCUCAAAGACCCUCGAGUGGUGGUGGAUUUGGUCGCGUGGAAUAUGUUGGUUGACGGGUAUUGUAAGCUGGGGCUAGUUGAUGAAGCGAAGAGUAUAAUUCAAAAAAUGAAAGAUGAUGGGAUUUAUCCGAAUGUGGCUACGUAUGGAAGCCUUGCGAAUGGGAUAGCGGUGGCCAAAAAACCAGGGGAAGCACUUUUACUAUGGAAUGAAAUAAAAGAGAGGUGUGGGAUUGAGAAUAUAGGCGAAGAACCUAAGUCUUUGUCCAAUUUUCCGCCAUUGAAGCCCGACGAAGGGCUUCUGGAUGCGCUGGCGGAUAUUUGUGUUAGAGCGGCUUUCUUUAGGAAAGCUUUGGAGAUUGUUGCUUGCAUGGAGGAAAACGGGAUUUCUCCGAAUAAGACAAAGUAUAAGAGGAUUUAUGUGGAGAUGCAUUCGAGGAUGUUUACUAGUAAGCAUGCCUCGAAAGCUAGGCAGGAUAGAAGAAGGGAGAGGAAAAGAGCGGCCGAGGCUUUUAAGUUUUGGUUGGGACUUCCAAACACUUAUUACGGGAGUGAGUGGCGGAUCGACCGUGGAGAUCGGGAUUGAUAAGAAGACAAAUACCACAGUGAUAUAUACUUGUCUAUGGUAAGUAGUUGUUACCUUGUUUGAAGUCAAGCCAUUGUUGUAUGAUUGUAUGUAUCAUUUGUAGUUUUUGAGCCUUUGAUCUGUGGAGUGUUCUGCCACCAAAUCUGUAGUGACCAGAUAAAGAUGAUAUACAUAAAUACUGUGCAUUUAUUUGACA